Lodderomyces oxycetoniae is the source of this 3120-nucleotide messenger RNA. Its product is annotated as translocase. The record is from RefSeq and is a predicted model, not a curated record. Bases 1 to 3120 code for a protein of 1039 amino acids. NCBI's taxonomy places the organism in Eukaryota, Fungi, Ascomycota, Pichiomycetes, Serinales, Debaryomycetaceae. Gene Ontology annotation, molecular function: ATP binding; ATP-dependent chromatin remodeler activity. The transcript has a single exon. Gene Ontology annotation, cellular component: nucleus; cytoplasm. Gene Ontology annotation, biological process: double-strand break repair via homologous recombination.
AUGGAAGUGAUAGAGCCAGAUUUGAACCUGACUCAUCGUGAGAUUAUAGACUUGGUCUCUGACGAAGAGAGUGAGAAUGAGUCGGUCCAUAAUAGAGCUGAGGCGCCAAAUGUACUGAUAAACAUCGAUGAUAGUGAUGAUGAUGAUGGUAAUGGUAAUGAUAAUGAUAAGGAUGAUAGGGGUGAUAGGGGUGAUAGGGGUGAAAGAGAUGGUAGAGAUGAGGAUGAUGACGACGAUAUAAUUAUCCUAAGUGAAGGCGAGGCCGAGAAAAUGGUAUUCAAAUCCUCGUCAUUUGACUCAACACCACCGAGGGAAGAUUAUACAUGGCCAAAACCGCUGCUGUAUAGGUGGGAUGAGACGAACCGCUCCUCAUCCCCACCACUGUCGUUUGCCAUUACGGCAAACCACGCAGGAACUAAACCAGAAUCGGCGCAUUCCAGCGGCGCAAGUCAAAGUCAAACUAAACCAGAAUCGGUGCAUUCCAGCGGCGCAAGUCAAAGUCUAUUGCCUGGCUCGUCCUACGUACCUCCUCAAGUCUACAAUGAUCUUGUAUCACUGCAAAGGGAAAUUUUGAAAAAACGCGAACAUGAAAGACUCCUCGAGAUUAAUAGAUUGAUAGAUACAAAAAGGAUGAUAAGUGCCCAGAUGCAACUCCACCAGACCCAAUUCGAUAGUCUGUCACAAAAGAAUCAGGUGCUACAGGUUGAAUUGAAUCGCGCUAUGAGCAUGGGAAAUCACACAAUGGUAAAUGACCUUCGAAGAAUGAUUGCAAAAGUACAACAUUCAAUGGAAGGCCCAAGAACACAUAUCAAUACGCUUCAGAGACAGCUACUAGUUGUUGAGUCAUCACUAUCAAGGAAGCAGAAUGAAUUAAGCGAGAUAACAACGAAACUCAGAAAUAUAGGACAUGCUUAUAAUGCAUUGUUUAAUCCGUAUGAGGCUGAAAUAAACAGAGAUUUCCAGGAGUUGGAAGAUUCCGAUUCGAGAGUACAAGACGUAGACUUGCAGAUUCUACUUGACAACAUUCGGCCAGAUGAAUCUACAGAGGAAGAAGGAUUGGAGCCGACUCCUCCUGAAAUGGCAGUGAAUUUGUUGAAACAUCAAAGAAUCGGAUUGCUGUGGUUGAAACGUAUGGAACUGUCCAAAACAAAAGGUGGUAUUUUGGCCGAUGAUAUGGGAUUGGGGAAGACCAUCCAAAUUCUUGCUUUGAUUGUUGCCAACAAGUCUCAGAACCCAUUAAAAAAAACUACUUUGAUCGUUGCACCUGUAUCCUUAUUGAGACAAUGGAUGGCUGAAAUACAGUCCAAGACACAUCCACAUUGCGAAUUGAAGGUAGGGAUUUAUCACGGUGACGAGAGAAAGUCAUUGUCAUCUUUUACAGUUUUGAAAAAAUUUGACAUUGUGCUAACAUCUUAUGGAACCCUUUCAUCUGAGUGGAAAAAGCACUUUGCUGAAGAGCUUCAAGAAAACAAAGAUGAGGGUAAAAAGUAUUACCCUCGGGAAGAAGACGGCGGAAAAAGUUAUGUAUCGCCCUUUUUUGAUUCAAAUUCUCAUUUUUACCGAAUUGUUUUGGAUGAAGCACAGAAUAUCAAGAAUAAACUUACAGUUGCAUCAAAGGCUGUCAAUUACUUGAAAGGCGAGUAUCGCUUUUGUUUAUCAGGAACACCUAUGCAAAACAGUAUUGAAGAAUUAUACCCAAUCAUUAGAUUUUUGAAGAUUAGACCUUAUUUUAUCGAACAGAAAUUUAGAGUGGAAAUCGUUCUUCCAAUCAAAUCCAAUUCCGAUAAUUACAAUGAAAUUGAUAGAAGCAAAGGUAUGAAAAAAUUGAGGGCUCUAUUAAGCUCCAUUUUGUUACGAAGGAACAAGAAUACCAUGAUAGAUGGAAAACCACUUUUACAGUUACCAGAGAAACAUAUUGUUUCCAACUAUGUCGAGCUUGAGGGUGACGAGAUGCUAUAUUAUAAAGGAGUGGAACAGGGGGUGCAGACAUUGGCAAAGAAAAUGCUUAGUAGUAGUGACCAUAGUCAUAGCAAUGUCCUUACACUUUUGCUAAGACUUCGACAGGCUUGUUGUCACUCUUAUUUAGUGGAAAUUGGGAAACUAAAAACAGAGCAGAAGCUAAAGGAGGAAGAUAUGGGCUACAAGUUGGACUUGAGGAAACAACUUCGAUCAGCAUACAGUUUAAAGGAAAACGUAAAGAAUAUUGUAAAGGAACGAAUAUGUUCCAGCAGUAACGGUCAGCUAGCUUGUCCGGUUUGUUUUGACACAGUAGAUGAGGAAAGCAAAUUGGUUUUGUUUAGUGAAUGUGGGCAUCUUAUUUGUCACGCUUGCAUUGAUACUUUUUUUGACAAUAAUCUUGUUGAAGAAGAAAAAACGAGUGCCCGGAUCGCUGAAUGCUUAGAGUGUAAAACACGUGUGAGGGAGACCAAUCUUUGCGAUUACGCGAUAUUUGAGAAACUUUACAUCAAGCAAUUAGAUAUUGAGGAAGUUGAGAAUUACUGCAGAAGCCAGUAUAAUCGGAAACAAAUUUCAAAUAUGAGUGUGAUAAAAGAGUUGACUACUAGAGAUGAGGGAUUUGAGCCCUCUGCAAAAAUCGAGAAAAGUAUUGAGUUGAUAAACCAAAUUCACAAGUCUAAUCCUAGGCAAAAGAUAAUUAUAUUCUCCCAAUUCACGACUUUGUUUGAUUUGAUGAAACUUGUUUUAGACCAUGAAAAAAUACCGCAUUUGAGAUAUGAUGGAUCUAUGUCGAUUGAGACCAAGAAUAGCGUAAUUAAGAAGUUUUACCAAUCGGACAAUGAUAACGUUUUGUUGUUAUCCUUGCGUGCAGGUAACGUGGGUUUAACAUUGACGUGCGCCAACCAUGUUGUUAUCAUGGAUCCUUUUUGGAAUCCGUUUGUAGAAGAGCAAGCGAUGGAUAGAGCACAUCGUAUUGGCCAAGAAAGAGAGGUGUAUGUCCAUAGGAUACUAAUAGCUAAUACAGUGGAGAGUAGAAUAAUGGAAUUGCAAAAGAGGAAAAAAGAAUUGAUUGGCGAUGCAUUGGAUGAGACUGAAAUGAAGUCCAUAUCCAAAUUGGGAAGAAGAGAGCUUGGUUUCUUGUUUGGAUUAAAUCAGCUUCAUUAG